Molecule: messenger RNA, 1916 nt
Organism: Carassius carassius (crucian carp)
Lineage: Eukaryota; Metazoa; Chordata; Actinopteri; Cypriniformes; Cyprinidae
Product: complement receptor type 1-like
Exons: 15
Coding region: 152-1879 (575 amino acids)
Source: RefSeq, a predicted model, not a curated record
GGAUUUAUACUUGUGCACACCCAUCCUGUUUUCCCCAGUCUUCAUCUUUUCAUGAGUAUUGUUGAGGACACACAAAUUAUUAAGGACUCGGCUUCAGUAAAACUAAUUAUUCUGAAAUUAUAUUGGGCUAGUUCACCAAUGUUCAGAGACUAUGGCAUUUAUGUUGCUGAAUCUCUGUGCUCCUGCCCUCUUCCUGAGUCUUCUGAAAGCUGGGAGUAUCAGAGCCCAAUGCACACAGCCAGAGGCAGACUCAUCCAUUAGUCAAAGAUUCUCAGAUGGAUCCACUGUAACAUUUGAGUGCGUGACUGGACACAAGCCAGUUAACUCAGGAGCAUCUAAAUCAGUUACCUGUCAGGGAACCCAAUGGACAAAUCUGGAACUCAGUUGCACAAGAAAAUCCUGUGGAAGCCUUCCAGAUUUUCUUCAUGGGAGAUAUGAAAUGACUGGAAAUUUAUUUGGUGACACUGCUAAACCAGUUUGUAAUGAAGGAUACAUGCUAGAGGGUAAAGAAACAACAAGAACAUGCAGAGAUCAGGGAUGGGAUGGCCGAGAUCCUGUUUGUGAAUCGAAAUGCACACAGCCUUCUUUUGCAUCAAGAAAUGUAAUUUUAACCGCAGAGUAUCUCUCGACUCAAAGAUUCUCAGAUGGAUCCACUGUAACAUUUGAGUGCGUGAUUGGACACAGGCCAGUUAACUCAGGAGCAUCUAAAUCAGUUACCUGUCAGGGAACCCAAUGGACAAAUCUGGAACUCAGUUGCACAAGAAAACCCUGUGGAAGCCUUCAUGAUUUUCUUCAUGGGAGAUAUGAAAUGACUGGAAUUUUAUUUGGUGACACUGCUAAACCAGUUUGUGACAGAGGAUACAUGCUAGAGGGUAAAGAAACAACAAGAACAUGCAGAGAUGGUGGAUGGGAUGGGCGAGAUCCUGUUUGUGAAUCGGUGAAAUGUUCAGCACCUCCAGCUAUAGAAAAUGGAGCACUUGUAGAUGUGCCUUUGGAGAGUUAUGAUUAUUUAGUAGCAGUCACCUAUAGAUGCAACCCAGGACUUAAUCUUAUUGGGCAAUCAACACUUCAUUGUUCUGAGGAUGGAACCUUUAAACCAGAUCCACCGAAAUGUUUUGCGGAAUGCACACAGCCUUCUUUUGCAUCAAGAAAUGUAAUUUUAACAGCAGAGUAUCUCUCGACUCAAAGAUUCUCAGAUGGAUCCACUGUAACAUUUGAGUGCGUGAUUGGACACAGGCCAGUUAACUCAGGAGCAUCUAAAUCAGUUACCUGUCAGGGAACCCAAUGGACAAAUCUGGAACUCAGUUGCACAAGAAAAUCGUGUGGAAGCCUUCAGGAUAUUGUUAAUGGGAGAUAUGAAAUGACUGGAAAUUUAUUUGGUGACACUGCUAAACCAGUUUGUAAUAAAGGAUACUUGCUAGCGGGUAAAGAAACAACAAGAACAUGCAGAGAUGGUGGAUGGGAUGGCCGAGAUCCUGUUUGUGAAUCGGUGAAAUGUUCAGCACCUCAAGCUAUAGAAAAUGGAGAUCUUGUAGAUGUGCCUUUGGAGAGUUAUGAUUAUUUAGAAGCAGUCUCCUAUAAAUGCAACCCAGGACUUAAUCUUAUUGGUCAAUCAACACUUCAUUGUUCUGAGGAUGGAACCUUUAAACCAGAUCCGCCAACAUGUUUUGAUGGGUGUCCAACACCUAAAGUUCCUAAUGCAAAAAGAAUUGGUGGAAAAUCGCCCCCCUACAAAUUGAAUAACUUCAUAGAAUAUGAAUGUGAAAAAGGCUAUACAAUGCAAGGAGAAUUUUCUAUUACGUGUCGAGAAAAUGGAUGGGAUCCUGAACCACCAAGUUGCAAUGGUAAGACUGAAUUGAUUUAUUUUAUUAAUGCUUGACUGUAUGCUGUAAAGGAACAGUUUAGCCAAAGUGUAA